AUGGCUAUAGUCACCGACGCGGCGAUACAGCAAUUCUACGCCAGCGCCAGGCGAUCUCAUUUGUACUAUGAAAUCGGUUUGGCCGCAGUUUCCUUGUGCCUCAACGGAUGGGUUGUAUAUCUUGUUUUUACAACGAAAAAUAGAGUGAUGAGAAGCUAUAGUUGGGUCAUCUUGAUGAGCAUGAUGGGCGAUUUGAUCUACACUGGGCUGAACUUUAUUACUAUGAUGGUAAGUGGAAUGUUAUAUAUAUAUAUAUAUAUAUCAGAAAUUUCCUCUAUAUCGACAUGGACGUAUUUUAAAAAUUUUGGCGAAGGCUUUACGUAAGCUUCUGAUAAAUAUAGGGAGUAUAAUGUACCGAUAGUUUUGAAAAAAUGUGAGCAUCGCGCGGUGUGGCAUAUCUGUCUGUCGGGAAAAUACUGAGCACAAUGUCGCUGGGCCAGUCGCGUCGCUGAACACUUUGAUUUUGCCGCGGCACAAUUCAUUUUUAGGCAUUUUUUUCGAUGCGACAAAGUGCUCAUCAUUUUCCCGACAGAUCGAUAUUAAAACUCUCAGCUAGUUUGUAAAACUAGUUAUCGGGCCGCGCCUAUUUGAAAUAAGCUAUAUUGAAAGGCCGUUUGAAAUACUAAGCUAUAGAAGAUGGGAAUUUGCAUAAGCUAAGUCCGUUUCCGCGUCCGAUGAAGUAUGCAAGUGAAACCUUCAUUCCAUUAAAGUCUUGUCCGUCAUAGUGUUGAAGUGGAGCUCAACGUUGAAGGGGUGUCGGGGGACGUUUAGACCACCGAUCGUUGGGGACAAAUACACACGCGAAAACACAAGUUUCUUUUAUUCACGUCUACGGGAACAACCGGAGAAGAUAAUGAGCUAAUUGAUGAUAAAGUGUUCCUUUUGUAUAACGCCGUUUAUGCUAAUUUCCGUGGGAAUUUCGGAGACCUUUUAGGCUCCACAACAGUGCUCACAAAAACCUUGGAUGGCUCGAUCUGUGAAAGAAGUAAAAUUUAUUUCACAUUACAGACCGUUGAAGUCAAAGGUGGAAAGCUCGUCUUUCUAACAAUGGGCCUCUUCGAGCACUAUGGUUAUCCCUACAACUUGAUCAUGGGCUGUUUGUGGCUUGCCGGCAUGUACACCACCAUUCUGACACUUGGAAUGCAGUUCAUUUACCGUUAUUUUGCGCUCUGUCGCAAUGGUCUAACUCCUUGGGAGUUCGGUUCAAUUUAUUGUGUAGGACUGAUAAUUUGUCUCUGCGACGGAUUUGUUGGGUUCUUCAUCUUUGACGGGAUAUCAUUGGAAGCGACAAAAUUGCUGCAAGAGCAUCCCAUGUACAAGGAGGACACUCCGGGAUAUGCGAUUUUGGAUCCGGUAAGCGGGAGGGCAUUGGCAACCAGUAGGGAGCCGACGUGAUCGGCGUGUAUUAUACAGGGUGUUUCAAGAAAUUUGGCAGAAACUAGUUGCGAAUAUUUUUGAGCUCUUGCUAGUUAUCGCAGAAAUUCUUUUUGUUUCUGAAACUUGACAGCGGGCGGUUUUGUACUGAACAAAAAAAAAAUUUUUUUCGUCGGCGGAGAGGCCAGUUCUCGGCGGAGGCAUUUGGGGCCUUUUUUAAAAAUCACACCUUAUUACAUCGUGGAAACUCUGUUACAGUGGCCAAAAUCAUGUUUACGUUAAACCUCCGUGGAUUUUGCGGUAUGCUUUUUUUUGCGUUUUCGAUUUUACGCAACAUCCGCGGAGGCGCGACGGAGACCGCAGAUUUCGGCGGACUUUGUUUUGGGCCCUCGGUUUUUGCAAAUCCAUGUUGAAAAAAAGGUUGGGGCGAUUUUUUGUUGUCAUCCGAUGCACAGAGGGCAAAAAUUUUGUACUUUUUUCCCCCGGCUGAGGAUUCGGCAGAGGCUUUCUCAAAGGGUCAAAACAAAAUUUUGACUCUUUUGAUAAAGCCUCCGCCGAAACCUCCGCCGAUGUGUCCGCCGGAUCAAAAAAUAAGAAAAAUGGUGUUGCUGUGAUGGAUUCUUGUAGCUGAGUUUUUUCCCGGACUCCUAAGACUGUUCCGACCCUUUGGUAAAGCCUCCGCCGAAUCCUCCGCCGGGGAAAAAAAGUGCGAAAUUUUUGCAUCUGUGCAUCGGGUGACAACAAAAAAUCACCCCACACUUUUUUCCAACCUGAAUUGAAUGAUCCAAAGGCUCAAAACGACGUCCGCCGAAACCUGAGGUCUCCGCCGUGCCUCCGCGGAUGAGCGAAAAUCGAAAACAAAAAAAGCAUACCGCAAAAUCCACGGAGGUUUAACGUAAACAUGAUUUUGGCCACUGCAACAGAGUUUCCACGAUGUAAUAAGGUGUGAUUUUUAAAAAAGGCCCCAAAUGCCUCCGCCGAGAACUGGCCUCUCCGCCGACGAAAAAAUUUUUUUUGUUCAGUACAAAACCGCCCGCUGUCAAAUUUUAGAAACAAAAAGAAUUUCUGCGAUAACUAGCAAGAGCUCAAAAAUAUUCGCAACUAGUUUCUGCCAAAUUUCUUGAAACACCCUGUAAUAGUAAAUAUUCUCAUAUCAGUCUGUCGGGAAAAUAAUGACCGCAGUGUCGUCGCGACGGUCGCGAAAAAAGUGAAACGCUUGGUGCAAAAUGAGCGCGGCGACAAAUGUCCAAGAACUUUGUGAAAAUACUACCAAUCUGUCGGAAAAAUAAUGAGCACGCUGUCGCAUUGAAAAGCGGCAAAAACAAAUUGUUUUUCGCUUUAGCAACACGACCGGGGGGCGUCGCGACACUUGCGGGCAACCACUUUGCGGGCAGAUUUCUUGCGGGCAGCCACUUUGCGGGCAAAAUUUGGAGGGUCACAUUUGCGGGCAGCUGAGACAUUUGCGGGCAGCAUGGGACACUUGCGGGCAACCGACACUUGCGGGCAGCCGACAUUUGCGGGCAACAGAAAAAAAGAGUCACACAGACUGUAUAGGAACUUUUGGAAAAAAAAAAUUUGCCCGCAAACUGGUUGCCCGCAAAGUGGUUGCCCGCAAGUGUGCGCUCGCCGACCGGGGCAGCGACAUUGCACUCAUAACAUUCCGACUGAAUAAAAGCAUGCCAAUUUCCAGACCAAACCAGCCGCGUUGGCUCAUACCUUCUGCAGUCAACUGAUAAUCGUGUUCGUGUAUGUGGUCAUCUACUUCACUGGAAAGAGAAUAAGUCGGAAAUUGAACGAUGCGGCGGGUGAUAUGAGCAGCUCAACAAAAGAUGCUCAGAAGCAGUUGAACAGAGUCAUGAUUCUGCAGGUAGGCGAUGCAUCUAAAUAUAAUAUGUAUUUACAUCGGGGAGUGCUUUAAGUGCGACGCUCAGAUUUUGAUAAAACUAUUAUACAUAACAACAAGUAAAAAUUUAGUAUAGUUUUUGCUAAGCCAUAUGCGAGACUUGAAGCUCGUGCUUUGCAAGAACUACCGGGAUUUUCGGGUCGAAUGAUGACAAAAAACGCCUGUUUUUUUGCUAUGUAAUUUUGGCAUGAAAAGAUCAAAGCCUGUUUCGUACGGCAGGAGGUAAUGCUUCCACAAAAAAUCAAUUUUUUACACACGAAACAGGCCCUUCUCUAUGACCCUUCUCCGCCUUUACAAAGUCGUAUGACCAACAACUGGGCUGUCUUUGACCACUCUCUGCGUUUGCCGUACUCUCUCGGUCUUAAAGAUCGUUGAAUAUCUCGGCAGCCUCUGCAAAGCGCCAGUUAAAAAUUUAAAGUUUUUAUAUGUAGCCUAUGCCUGCUAUGUGUUAAAAGUAUAAAGAAAAUCCGAGCGUCGCACUUGGUUCACUUCCCUUGUGAACUAUAAGAUACGAUCUUUCAAAAAUUUUUUCUAGGCCGCAUAUCCAGGACUCAUCGUGGCACUACCCAUUGUCAUUGCCACCGUAUUGGCGCAAUUCCGCUUCGACGUUCUUUGGUGCGGCAUGUACUUGGCACCUUCCAUAUCCCUAAUUCCUAUCGCUAAUUCGGUCACGAUACUCUUCUUUAUCCCUUCGUUCCGAAGACGGAUUUUGGGAGGGAUCCAGAGCCGGAUCCAGACCAAAUCCGUCUCGAAACUGGGCUCCACGGACGCGUCGAAGGGACAUACGGCGGAAGCUGGCAGUGGCGUCAGCCAUGCGUUCGAACAUGUUAUAUAG
Molecule: messenger RNA, 4112 nt
Organism: Bursaphelenchus xylophilus (pine wood nematode)
Lineage: Eukaryota; Metazoa; Nematoda; Chromadorea; Rhabditida; Aphelenchoididae
Source: the annotation of a GenBank genome assembly